Molecule: messenger RNA, 1361 nt
Organism: Darwinula stevensoni
Lineage: Eukaryota; Metazoa; Arthropoda; Ostracoda; Podocopida; Darwinulidae
Source: the annotation of a GenBank genome assembly
CAGUCGUCCAGAGGCUCGCCCCCGUUUUCACCCGUUUUUUCACCCGUUCGCAUUCGGCUGAAGUAGUUCGCAUCGACUUCUCGCUUCAGGCUCUCUGCGAUUUUCUUCAGCCUGUGCCGUCUGUCGAAGGAGAAAGAUGUCACGAGACCCGAGCUACCCAGGGUUCCAGUGGGGCCUCCCGGGCUCCCUGCCCUCAUACGGCGGGAUGCCUCAGGGCAUGGCCUUCCCGGGGUUCGGCAACACCACCGUCGUGGACAAGGUUCCGCCCGAAAUGCUUCACCUCGUCGAUGCCCACUGGUACCAGUUCCCACCGAUGAACCCCCUGUGGCACGCGAUCCUCGGCUUCGUGAUCGGAGUGUUGGGCGUGAUCAGCGUGAUCGGGAACUUCGUCGUCAUCUACGUGUUCAUGACGACGAGGAGCCUCAAGACCCCGUCCAACCUGAUAGUCGUCAACCUGGCCUUCUCCGACUUCCUCAUGAUGGCCACCAUGUUCCCGCCCAUGGUCAUCAACUGCUACAACGAGACCUGGGCCUUCGGCCCGUUGAUGUGCGAGCUGUACGGAAUGGCGGGAUCCCUCUUUGGCUGCGCUUCCAUCUGGUCCCUGGCUGUCAUCGCCCUCGACAGGUACAACGUGAUCGUGAAGGGGAUGGCCGCGAAGCCCAUGACGUACAAGAGGGCCCUGGGCUACAUCCUCUUCGUCUGGUUCUUCUCCGUGCUCUGGACAGUGCUGCCCAUGGUGGGAUGGAAUCGGUACGUACCCGAGGGUAACAUGACCGCAUGCGGAACGGAUUACCUGACGGAAACCUGGCUCUCCAAGUCCUACCUGAUAGUCUACAGUUUCUGGGUUUACUUCCUCCCUCUCUUCCUCAUCAUCUUCUGCUAUUUCUACAUCGUCCAGAUCGCUCUGAUGACGAUCUCGCUGUGGUUCAUCGCGUGGACGCCCUACCUGGUCAUCAACUGGAACGGGAUGUUCAACAAGAGCCGGGUGACCCCCCUCUUCACCAUAUGGGGGUCCGUGUUCGCGAAGGCCGCCGCCGUCUACAACCCCAUCAUCUACGGCAUCAGCCACCCGAAAUAUCGCGCAGCCCUGAGGAAGAAGCUCCCAUGCCUGGCCUGCGCCUCGGACGAUGGGGACCAGGAAGACACGAAGAGCGUGACCACUGUCACCACGGCCUCGUCCGAGAGGAUCGACGAGAAGCCCAGCGCCUGAUCGAGGCGUCGACGUGCCUCGAUCGCCGCUUCGAUAGCCAUCGCCAUCGAGAACCCUGCAGGGACGAGUGUCUCCGCUCCGACGUCGACAAGAAAAAAGGAUUCUUCGAGUUUGGUUGUCCCAAUAAAUCCCUUGACCCAGCAUGUAGAAA